AGUUAACCAAAGCCAAACAAAGUUUUAAGAAAGUUGCCAAAAAGAAAAAAAUAAGUUAAAAAAAAUGAAAGGAAAUUUUGCAAUUUUAUUCAUUGCAAUUGCUGUAUUUUCUGGCGUCAAUGGAGGUGGAAAUGCCGAUUGUAGUUCUUACAUUUCCCAAUACAGAAACCUAAGCACUGCUGUUCAAACUGCAUUUAAAUCUGUUGUCAUAUCUGUUGGUCCAUCAGACAUUUACAAUGUAUUUCCAUUGUUUAUUGAUUCAUUUUUAACAAGUGGAUCAGAGGAAUUAAGUUCCGAGGAUUUAGCAAUUAUAACUGUAAUCAGUGCUGGAGGAGAAACAGCUACACAAUGUCUUAUUCCAUACAUUGCAGCUCCAUAA
Molecule: messenger RNA, 379 nt
Organism: Chironomus riparius
Lineage: Eukaryota; Metazoa; Arthropoda; Insecta; Diptera; Chironomidae
Source: the annotation of a GenBank genome assembly